AUGCUUUGGUUAGUGCCGCUUUUUGUGUCACCGCAAGUCGUAAUUUCUCAAAUCAAUGCAGGACAUGGUACUCAUGUAGCUGGAAUAAUCGGUGCCGACCCGCUCAAAAGUCAAUUCAAUAUUAGCGGGGUCGCCUACUCAGCUUCUCUCUCGGCGUAUCGCAUCUUUGGGUGUGAGGGUGGCACUUCUGAUGCGGAGAUUAUCGACGCUCUCUUGCUAGCCGUGAAAGACGGACAAGACAUCAUCACAUUGUCGCUUGGCGGACCUGACGGCUGGACCGAGUCGAGUUCUUCGGUCGUUGCGAGCAGGAUCGCAGAUUCAGGAAAGGUCGUCACAAUAGCAGCUGGAAAUGACGGGGCCUCGGGCUCUUGGUAUUCUUCCAGUCCUGGAAAUGGAAUCAGUGUCAUUUCCGUGGCCAGUCUGGAUAACACGGUUAUUUCCUUACAAACUGCAACAGUUCACGGCGCAACCCACGAUCCGAUACCAUACUUCGAGCUAUUCCCAUUCCCAGUAACGAAUCCGCUCCCUGUUUUCGCUACUUCGAACGAUACCACUGUGGUGGACGAUGCAUGCAAUCCGCUUCCAGACUCCACUCCUGACCUGACCUCAUUCCUGGUGGUUGUGCGCAGAGGCACAUGUUCCUUUGUGCAGAAAUUGACGAAUAUUGCGGCCAAGGGGGGAAAAUUAACAUUCGUUUACGACAAUGGGAACGGUUUUGCCUCAAUUGAAGUCGGGGGUUUCAACGCCACGUUGAUUCAAGCUGCAGACGGAGAGUUCCUUGUCAAUCAAUUCGCUGCCGGCACACCGAUAACGAUAACUUUCCCUCAAACCGGAGGAUCAAUACAGUUACGAGAUCCGGCAGGAGGACUUAUUUCCUCAUUCACGAGUUAUGGCCCCUCAAACGACUUCUUCUUCAAGCCGGCGGUUGCUGCACCUGGAGGGAACAUUCUUUCGACGCUGCCGAUACCAUUGGGGUCGUAUGGUGUCGAAUCCGGAACAAGUAUGGCGACUCCCUUCGUUGCAGGAAGUGCCGCCUUGUUGCUCCAAGUGAAAGGUAGAUCAAACGACGUUGCCCGCAGCAUACGAACCCUUCUGGAAACGACUGCUGCUGCUGUCCCUUCGGACCACACAGAGGACGCUUUACUGCAAACGGUCUCACAGCAAGGAGCGGGGCUCAUCAAUGUGUUCAACGCAGCGCAUGCUACGACGUUCGUAUCGCCCGGUGAACUCAUUCUUAACGAUACGGCCCAUUUCCGUGGAGUGCAAAUAUUCACUGUUCGCAACGCAGACUCUUCACCAAAGACUUACAGGCUUAGCCACAUCCCAGCUGGGACAGCUGUCACCGUGACCCCAGGAACGAUCUUCCCCGCUGAUGGACCUGUUCCUCUAUCGAACUACUUUGCCAAGGUCGCCCUCAGUGAUACGACGUUUACGUUACCUCCUGGCCAAAGCAAGACUAUCACAGCUACCUUUACACCACCAUCGAACGUGGAUUCUACCACCUUCCCUGUUUUCUCUGGGUAUAUCCAAGUUUCGGUCAGAGGAGAGCCUCCGCUCCAUGUGUCAUAUAUCGGGCUUGCGGCCUCUCUUAAAGACAAACAAGUCGUCGAUAACACUGACGUGUUCUUUGGGGUAAAACUGCCUGUUAUUCUCAAUGCUAAGGGUGAUGUUCAGGAAGUACCGACGAACUAUACGUUCGAUGCGGCAUCUGGGGACUUUCCGUCAAUUUUUGUACGACUUGCCUUUGGAACACCUGUUUUACGAACUGAUUUGGUCGACCCCAACGUCAAUGUCAACACAACCCUCAACAAACGAACUUUGUUGGGAGAACCUGUCUUGACGUUCCCCAACGAAUACCCCGGAGGAACCUUCGAUAAAGUGCCCACUCUAGGCUCCCUGUUCGAACUUGACUUUAUUUCUCGUAAUAACGAGAAACCCGAUGACAAUAUUGUCUACCGACUUCCUGUCAAUACACCAACAUUCGCCAACGGGACGACUAUUCCUAAUGGUAACUAUCGGUUCCUUCUCCGAGCUUUGAGAGUCACUGGCGACCCUGAGAAUGAGUCGGAUUAUGAGAGUUGGUUAAGUCCGGUUUUGGGCGUGUUCGUUCCUUGA
Molecule: messenger RNA, 2115 nt
Organism: Marasmius oreades (fairy-ring Marasmius)
Lineage: Eukaryota; Fungi; Basidiomycota; Agaricomycetes; Agaricales; Marasmiaceae
Exons: 16
Coding region: 1-2115 (704 amino acids)
Biological process (GO): proteolysis
Cellular component (GO): membrane; cell wall; cytosol
Molecular function (GO): tripeptidyl-peptidase activity; serine-type endopeptidase activity
Source: RefSeq, a predicted model, not a curated record